UCGCCCGGGGGAGCGGCGCGACACGCCCAUCCGCCUGCAAGGCAUGGCGUGCCGCUGGGGCCGCCGCCGUGACGCGCCAAGCGAGAGCCCCCGACCGCAUUACCACCUAGGAGGGCAGUUAGCAGCAACGUAAUCGUGGCAUGGCCCGUUCCCGUCUUCCCUCACUUGCGUUUCGGCAGCGUUCGCAGGACAGGCAUGCGUCGGACUUCUAGUACAUUGCCAGCACGCUUGGCGAGGCGAGUUGUGUACAUGAUCGCGGUCCGCUCCCAUCUCCUGCUCCUCAACAACAACAACAACAACAACAACAACAACAGCAACAGCAACAGCAACAAAAACAGGAGGGCGUCGAGAGCUACGUUCAGGUGGCCUCCCCCACGGUCGUCGCGGGGCUCGGCUUCGUCGUCGGCAUGCUCCACACGCUCGCGGGACCGGACCACCUGGCCGCGCUGGCCCCGCUGGUGGUGGGGAAGCGGCGGUCCCCAGUCAAGGCGUUCGGGCUCGGCGCCCUCUGGGGCUCUGGCCACGCCGUGGGGCAGCUGAUCAUCGGCGCCGUCUGCAUAGCGAUAAACUUCGGCAUCCUGCACGGCUCCGUGGCCUCGAGGCUGCAGGAGCUGAGCCCGCUCCUCGUCGGCGGGGCGCUGGUGGUCCUCGGCCUCACGGGCAUCCGCGAGGCGUGGAAGUACCAGCUUGGUGACCAGACCGUCGACUACGGGGCCGACUCGAAGGGCGGGUUCAAGCGGACUUCCGCCACCGUGGUGCUGCACGAGGCCUGUCCCCGACGCCAUCCUGUCGUCGCGCACCGCGCUGGGGCCUAGCCGCGACUGGCGGGCGUCUUCCACGUGGCCGGCGUCGUGCUCGGCACGUUGCUGUCCAUGGGCGGCGUCACCUUCUGCCUCGGGAUGCUCUCGCGCCGCACACCGCGCUUGGAGAUCCUGUCGG
Messenger RNA from Prorocentrum cordatum, 939 nucleotides. The record is from the annotation of a GenBank genome assembly. NCBI's taxonomy places the organism in Eukaryota, Dinophyceae, Prorocentrales, Prorocentraceae.